AUGAAGCCCGUCGCCGUCCCCACCGCCUCCCCGGAGGACGGCGGCCUCGCCUCGGUCGACCGCUCCGUCUCCAUGCUGUCCAACACCACCGCCAUCGCCGAGGCCUGGUCGCGCCUCGACCACAAGUUCGACCUCAUGUACAGCAAGCGCGCCUUCGUCCACUGGUACGUCGGCGAGGGCAUGGAGGAGGGCGAGUUCAGCGAGGCCCGCGAGGACCUGGCCGCCCUCGAAAAGGACUACGAGGAGGUUGCUGCCGACUCGACCGAGUUUGAGGAGGAGGAGGCCGAGUACUAA
Molecule: messenger RNA, 294 nt
Organism: Chaetomium globosum CBS 148.51
Lineage: Eukaryota; Fungi; Ascomycota; Sordariomycetes; Sordariales; Chaetomiaceae
Exons: 2
Coding region: 1-294 (97 amino acids)
Biological process (GO): mitotic cell cycle; microtubule cytoskeleton organization
Cellular component (GO): microtubule; cytoplasm
Molecular function (GO): GTP binding; structural constituent of cytoskeleton
Source: RefSeq, a predicted model, not a curated record